GAUCUCUCUCGUCUGCUCGCUGACCGAUUCGCCUCGGCCUUUUGCCAUGCUCGCCUUCACCCAGAUCACCGCGUCGUCGUGGGCCCCGGGCCUCGCGGCCGCCCCCCGCGUGGCGCCGUCCCGCUCCGCCGUCUCGAUGGACGCCUCCAACCCGGUCGUCAUCGGCCUGGCUGCCGACUCGGGCUGCGGCAAGUCCACGUUCAUGCGCCGCGUGACUGGCAUCUUUGGCGGGGAGUGCAAGCUCAACGACAUUGGCCGCGAGACCAACACGCUGGUCUCUGACAUGACCACCGUCAUCUGCCUGGACGACUACCACAAGUGGGACCGCACCGGCCGCAAGUCCAACCCGGAGUGGCCCGACGGCAUCACUGCGCUGCACGAGGCGUGCCAGAACUGGGACAAGAUGGCGGCGGACGUGACCGACCUCAAGGCCGGCAAGGCCGUGGAGAAGCCCAUCUACAACCACAUCACCGGCGAGCUCGACCCCGACGAGCCGGUGCAGCCGACGCCCAUCGUCAUCUUCGAGGGUCUCCACCCGAUGCACGACGAGCGCGUCAACGAGGCGCUCGACCUGACCAUCUACCUCGACAUCACGGACGACGUCAAGUUCGCCUGGAAGGCGCAGCGCGACAUCGCCGAGCGCGGCGCCACGCCCGAGGAGGUGCAGGCGGCCAUCGACGGCCGCAAGCCCGACUUCGCCGCGUACGUCGAGCCGCAGAAGGCCAAGGCCGACAUCAUCAUCCAGGUCCUGCCUUCGGACCUGAUCGAGGACCCGACGGGCAAGUUCCUGAAGGUCAAGUACAUCCAGAAGAAGAGCGUCACCUGCGCCGAGACGCCCUACCUCUUCGACGAGGGCUCCGAGCUCACCUGGGUGCCAAACGGCGACAAGCUGACCACCUCGCCGCCCGGCGUGGUCAUCAAGUCGUACGACGACGAGUGGUUCGGCGCGCCCGUCUCGGUGCUCGAGAUGGACGGCAAGGUGGACGUGCUGGACGAGCUGGUGUACGUCGAGUCUGCCAUCUCGGCGACCGGCACCAAAUUCUACGGCGAGCUGACCGAGCAAAUGAUCAAGAUGAAGGACGCGCCCGGCUCGGAGAACGGCACCGGCCUCUUCCAGUCCAUCUGCGCCUUCAAGAUCCGCGAGGCGUAUGAGUCGCUCCGCAAGUGAGCGCCCCGGCUGAGGUCCGGAUGCACCGCCGCCCCGUGUGUGUGCCUGUGGUACUCUAACACUUACGUACUCCCAUUGUCUCUCCUCUCGUGGCGCACGUAUUUGCAUAAUCGACUGUACUCUUUUUUCUGGAUAAGUGGAUUGCGGAAAGGCGGCGUUC
Molecule: messenger RNA, 1328 nt
Organism: Emiliania huxleyi CCMP1516
Lineage: Eukaryota; Haptophyta; Isochrysidales; Noelaerhabdaceae
Exons: 4
Coding region: 47-1168 (373 amino acids)
Biological process (GO): carbohydrate metabolic process
Cellular component (GO): cytoplasm
Molecular function (GO): ATP binding; phosphoribulokinase activity
Source: RefSeq, a predicted model, not a curated record